Coregonus sp. 'balchen' is the source of this 1690-nucleotide messenger RNA. Lineage: Eukaryota; Metazoa; Chordata; Actinopteri; Salmoniformes; Salmonidae. The record is from the annotation of a GenBank genome assembly.
GUGAGUGUACGGUUAGAUGGUAGGGUAUUUGUUGAUGUAUUUAUAUUUUCAAAAGAAAAGUAUAAGGGACUUAUACUCCAGUCUAGUAGGUGGCGGUAAUGCAUUUAUUGGACCGCCGUUAAAUCUCAUCGAAGAAGAAGUAGGGUUGUUCCGAGCUAGACACGAUAUUAUUUCUGCUUCUGCCAGAUAUAGGGAACUGAUUUUGUUUCAGUUUAUAAUAAACAAAGGCUUGAUAAGUAAACACCGUAGAAAUGGCAGAGGCGAUUCAGAAGAAAUUACAAUCGGAGCUUGAAAAAUACCAGCAGAUGCAAAAAGGUAUGUAGCUAACGUUAGCUCGCUAACUAGCUAGCUUGCUAGUUAACGUUAGCUAUAGCUAUAAUGUUACAUGCAUGGUCAAUCUUUGCUGGCAUGGUCAUUUCUUGUUACCUCAGCAGCUAACUAGCAAGUUACAUUUAUCUUGUUAUACUGUAACAGCUAGUUAUUAGGUAAAGUAACAAGUAACUUGCUAAAUGUGCAUUAUUGUUGACAUCUAACGUUAGACAACUGCCCUUUGCCAGCUGAUCUUCCAUACCCAUUUCAAGCUUAUCUUUAUAAAAACUAAAAAGUUGUUUCAGAAUAUUCAGGAGUGUUAGCUGGCUAACACCUUGAACCUGCUUUGUAGUAUACCCCUCUGAUCUUCCAUCCCAAUAAUAGGUCGUCGUAAGAUCCAUAGUUUGUACAGUUGGCUACACCCUAUACAGCACACCCUAUAUUGCAUACUAUUACCAUAAACAUGGAUAUUAGCUAUGUUCCAUAUACAUCACUAUCACUUGUCCUCGUGUACCCAAAGUUGUAAUUGUUCACAUGUGGAUGUCAAGACCCACACUGAUUUGCUAACGUUGCUUUUAUUCCCUGUAGAUGUUAGUAAGAGCAUGUCAGCCAGGCAGAAACUGGAGGCUCAGGUGACAGAGAAUAAUAUAGUCAAAGAGGUGAGUACACAUCUCUAUCCUUCUACUGUGGCGUUGAGAUUUCACAAUGGAUGUUCAGUCAAGUAUGAAUGAAUCCCAGUAUAUUUUCCAUUGCUGAUACACUUCAUUUCCAUCUUUCAGGAGUUGGACUUGUUGGACACCCAGAACACAGUUUACAAGCUUAUAGGUCCAGUUCUGGUGAAGCAAGACUUGGAGGAAGCCAAAGCCACUGUGGCAAAGAGGCUAGAAUACAUAAAUGGGGAGAUGUGAGUCUGAAAGAUAAUGUGUAUUCAUUUUAAUAACUGCAUAACGUUUGCGAAAUAACAACAGUUUAUCGCCCAAAGUAUAAAGUAUCUCGUCCAGAGGUGUAACACAUUUUUCUGUCUGUUUUGGGCUGUAGUCAAAGAUACGAGACUCUACUAAAGGACAUGGAGAAGAAGUCUGAUCAGCACCGUGAGGUCCUGUCUAGUCUGCAGCAAGAAUACCAGAGGGCUCAGGGCCUGGCUGUGGGCAAGGCCUGACCAGCAGGUGGCAUGGACGCACACACACACACGCACACACACUGGGAGAAAGAAAAGCACUGAAUCCAGCCGCAGAGCUUUGCUACUCACCCAACAAUAUUGCCAUAAAUCCAAUGACUUAUUGUCCUUUGUACUUAUUGUAUGCAGCUGUGCUGGGUGUUAGUGUGACUUCUGUUGCUGUUAUUAUUAUAAAUAAAUGGUUUUUCUUUAUUUGUGAUUAAA